AUGAAGACGAACGUGUGCGGAGCAACGAACGGCCUGAAACUAAGUGGGCUCCUGUCGGUGUUGUACACAGACACAGGUGAGCAGACGAGCGUGAAAGGCUGCGACGCGAAGGUGGCAAUAAUUGAUGGCCUUGGGAGCCGCGGGUUGCUGGAGGUUUUGGUCGUGGCUGACAAGGACGAUUUUGAGAAGCCUCGUAAGAAGUUCGAUCUCGUGCACGACAGCGUCCGACUGCUAGUGUUGCCGCCCAAAGACCUCGACGGGUGCCUGGGCGAUGCUUCCGAGUUCAUGUUUGAAGAUGAGUGCCGACAAAAAAAGAAGAGCAGUAAGAAGAGCAGUAAGAAGAGCAGGAGCGAGUUGGACGAACGGGUGGCGCUGAUUGAGACCCAGGCAGCUGACUUCCACCGUGCCGUGGACUCUCUGGCGACCAGCAUUUGGCACGGCUUGGUGUCGCCCAAGAACCGACUGGACCGGCCAGUCGCCGACCGAAUCUACGAGGACAUUGUGCCGAGGACUAUGGCGCCUGCGCGACCCCUGGAGGGCACUAGGCGGCCCUUUAUUAAGAAGUGGCGGCCGGUAACUGAAGAGGAUUAUGACUUGUUGUGGAAGGAUCACUUCAGCCUUGGAGAACAAACCUCGGAGCCAGAAUACGACGACUUGAACAAAAUUGUAUUCCGAGCGGCAAGUCCUGAGAAGGCAGGAACGCGUUCCCUGUCCGCCGUGUUGUGCCAGAGAGGGCUCGAAUACAUGGUAAUCGGAGCUAUAGCCGUGGCCUUGCGCUGGGCCUUUUGCACAGAUAGCGAGUGCACCAACGUGCAGAGGUACUGGAAGGGCUCCGCCGCUGGCAACGGCUCCGCCGUUGCCAACGGCACGGCCCCGGUGGCCGACGGCCUGGUGCAGGCUCUCGACUCUUCAGGCAACUUGGGCAUUGUCAUCAGCAACUUCCGCGACGCUGCAAAAGAAAUCGCGGCGGUCGCUAACAUCUCGCAGACGGGUACUGGUGCGCAAUACGUGGAGCUUCCUCAGUUUUCGUUCGACAUGGCGAAGAGUGCCCUUGUCGAGGCAGCAAAGACGAUCUGCGAGAGGUUGACUCCGGCUUGGGACCCGGAGGCUAUGGCAACGCGUGGUGAUCCUACGGUUGUCCCUCAGACUGGCUUCGGCUGUGGUCCUAGGAGCCGUCCGCAGGCCAGCUUUGCAUGGUUGAACAGGCCGGGUGCAUACGUCGAUUCCGGGACGGGAUGGGACCUGCAGUGGUACCGAUCGCCCUUGACAAAAUGUGUACAAAUGGAGUUCAACCCGGAAAGAAGCGACUUAUGGGUAGGCCCUCUCACACCGGAUUCAUGGGUGAACAACUGGGCCGUUUGUGGCUGGCCGGGCAACGCGACCUUGAUGUGUCGCGACUUGGGAGUAAGCAAUCCACAGUGUUUUGAGUUCGCUUCCUGGAACGAGGGCCCCCUUGGUCUCCGCUUUCUGAUAGGCAUGAUCAAUCGAAUCUUUCACCCCACUGGCGACGAGGAUUGUAUUCUUCGUUGUCAACCUUCGGACAAAGAAGAUGUCCGCGCCAGUCGGCUCGCCGAAGCCCAACGACGGGUGUCGGACAGAGAAUUUGAAGCCAGCCGACCUGUCUUGGACGGUGAUGGGUGCAGCUCGGAGAGGCUACAGCGUUUCGUGGAAGCAGUCAAAGAAAAUGAUGCAGCAAAAUACGCAGAAGUUUAUUCCAGCAAAUCCCUACCCUUCCACCACGACGAACUUAGCCCAUUCUGGUUCAAGGCGCCCUGCGGUAGUGGCAUGUGGGUACCCGGAGAGCCACGACCCACGUGUACCUGUCCAAAGCUUCGUAUAACGUGCGAAAUGUCGAGGAAGCCAGACCAGACCUUUGAGUUAUUGAAUUCCAACCGCACCACCAGUCAGGACGCUUUCACUGCAAUCUCUUCAUGGGUCUUACCGGAGAUGCGACCCGAACGCUGCUUCUACCAAUGCCUCACUCCGGUCUUUUCCAAUUCGACUGCCGAGUAA
Messenger RNA from Gregarina niphandrodes, 2013 nucleotides. RefSeq lists its product as hypothetical. The record is from RefSeq and is a predicted model, not a curated record. Bases 1 to 2013 code for a protein of 670 amino acids. The transcript has a single exon. NCBI's taxonomy places the organism in Eukaryota, Apicomplexa, Conoidasida, Eugregarinorida, Gregarinidae.